Gigantopelta aegis is the source of this 2852-nucleotide messenger RNA. RefSeq lists its product as uncharacterized. The coding region runs from base 84 to 2420 and encodes 778 amino acids. Lineage: Eukaryota; Metazoa; Mollusca; Gastropoda; Neomphalida; Peltospiridae. The transcript has 9 exons. The record is from RefSeq and is a predicted model, not a curated record. Gene Ontology annotation, biological process: regulation of transcription by RNA polymerase II. Gene Ontology annotation, molecular function: RNA polymerase II cis-regulatory region sequence-specific DNA binding; zinc ion binding; DNA-binding transcription factor activity, RNA polymerase II-specific. Gene Ontology annotation, cellular component: nucleus.
AGUGUCAAGGUUACGUGGUACUUCGUAAAAAGAUCGCUGCUAGCACCAAGUAAUGAUAAAGGUCUCUGCAAGUUCAUGAGAUAAUGGCGGGUGGAUUUGGAAACAUCGACGACUAUAAAACAACAAAUGACUUGAGCCUCCCUUCUUUCACAGAAUUUACGUCAAGUCUUAGAAUGGGAGUUGACUGCUAUGGCAUUCGCAGACGACAAACACCAUCCACUGUGCAAAGUGAAGGUGAAGGUUAUGGAUUCGGACUUCCCCAUCUAUCACGAUCAAGUCAGCAUGUACCAGGCAUUCUAGGAUAUCGCCCAGCACGACACCCGGAACACGCCUCUCCAGUCAGUCAUCUGGGGUGUAACGAGGGCCACGCCCCAGAACACGCCUGUCUGUUAAGUCAUCUGGGGUGUAACGAGGGCCACGCCCCAGAACACGCCUGUCUGUUAAGUCAUCUGGGGUGUAACGAGGGCCACGCCCCAGAACACGCCUCUCCGUUCAGUCAUCUGGGGUGUAACGAGGGCCACGCCCCAGAACACGCCUCUCCGUUCAGUCAUCUGGGGCGUAACGAGGGCCACGCCCCAGAACACGCCUCUCCGUUCAGUCAUCUGGGGCGUAACGAGGGCCACGCCCCAGAACACGCCUCUCCGUUCAGUCAUCUGGGGUGUAAUGAGGGCCACGCCCCAGAACACGCCUCUCCUUUCAGUCAUCUGGGGUGUAACGAGGGCCACGCCCCAGAACACGCCUCUCCGUUCAGUCAUCACUGUACACUGGGGCUGGGUCACACAGACAGAGGCGGUCUCGCCAACAAUCCGUUUUUCUCAGGCAGAACCCACUACCCAGCGUACACCGAGAGUCAACGUCCUGGACAGCCGGGCACAGAGAAUCAGCAGUAUGUUCAGGGAAGAUACACAGAGACACUGCAAACCCCGGCUGGAAUAUACACCGAUACACUGCAGACCUUCGAGCAUCCACUAUGCAUGAAACCAGUAGACCAGCCCGACUGUCCUGACUCUCGAGUCCUGCAGCCUCACGGAAGUCGAUCACGACAUGUUACAAGUGACUGGACUGUCGGCAGAGAUGUAGCACAUGAGUUUUGGACAAAAGAGUUAUGCUCUCUAUUUGACGCCAUUCCGUCAGAGCCCGAGGUGUUGCAGACGAGCACUUCAUCUCAACUUGAUAAUUACAAUAAUGAUGCCGAUGGAUACAACAACAAUACCCCGUGUGCAAGAUCAGACUACACAGAUACCAGCUACAGUUCAAGCGGGGGAUACACACCCGGUUACAGUUCACAUGGGAGCUACUCAGCCAGUUACGGAUCACAUGGGGGCUACACAGGCGGUUACGGAUCAUACGGGGACUACACAGCCGGUUACGGAUCACACGGGGGAUAUUCAGAGGGUACAUACACUUUAAACAGUUCAAGCGAAACUGUUUCAAACUACGGUGAAGCAAACAAUCGUGACUUGCCCUCCACGUCAUCGACAGACAUGUCAUACGCAUGGUAUGAUUACAAACCGCCCCUGAUGACGUCAGAAUUUUGUUUGGAUUCCGAUUUGGAAAGCUGUGGAGUGACAUCUACCACCGACCACGGUCAUGAUCCAUUGCUGAAACUGCCUUCGUUGUCCAAUGAAAAGGCUUCUUUUGAUCACGUGUCCUCGACAUCAGAAUCGACGACCGAAAGCGAGUCGACGAGGUUAGAAAAUGACGAGUUCGAUGUGAAGGAUAAAUUUAUCAUCCCCAAGGAAUCUCGAAGAGCAGCUGACGAGCCUCGCCGACCGAAGAACAGCUUUAUUCGGUUCUCCGUGGAGAACCGACGGAGAAUCUCGAGGGAACACCCGCUGAUGGACAACCGGGAGGUGUCCAAGAUCCUGGGCGGCUUGUGGAAGACGCUCACACCCGAGCAGAAGAAACCUUACGAGAUGGAAUUUUCCAAAGAUAUGGAGGCCAUCAAGCUGGAGAAUCCGGACUGGCAGUAUGUACCAACCAAUCGGCUGGCGGCGGACCUAGUGGAACCAAUGCCUCGUCGUCUACGACCGCGCAACUGCUUGAAGAAAAAGUUGUAUAAUUCGCCUAACGUCUACCAGAAAAGACAAACGACGAACAAACAGGCUCGGUCAGCGUUUGUCAAGAGACGCAAUCAGACAGCGGCCAAACCAGGACCUUCAGAGUUCACUCGAAUGAAGCAGAUCACUCGACCCCAGCAGUGUGCGCAGUCCUCUGCAGAGUCGUCGGUCACUGCGCAGACGUCAGAGUCUGAAUCACAGGAGGAGCAGACGUGGGUUCAGUGUGACGUCUGCUACAAGUGGCGCCGCCUGCCGCACCCCGUUCUACCCAGUCAGCUGCCAGACUUUUGGUUGUGUGAACUGAACCCCGACCACCAUCACAAAUCGUGUUUCACCCCAGAGGAAUUCAGUAAUCAGUGAGUCAAGCUGACAGAAGUGACACCAGAGAACAAACAACCACAAACUGUAGAUAUAAACAAAAUGACGACAUAACAAGAAAAAUGUAUUGUCAACACACAGGAAAGGCUAUGUUAUAUUAUGUUAUUAGUUUUAUUAGUUUAGGUUUCAGUAGACAGAUGGUGACAAUGUUUAAACAGAAUUACAAACUCUUUGAUUAACCCUACUGUAAGGAAAGGCUAUAUUAUAUUAUGUUCUAUUUUGAUUAUAUUAGGUUUUAAUACACAAUUGGUGAAUUGAUGAUGUCCAGGCAGAAGUAUAAACCCUUUUAUAGACUGGCCUCGGUGGUGUCAUCGUUGAGCCAUCGGACAUAAAGCUGGUGGGUACAGGGUUCGCAGCCCGGUACCGGCUCCCACCCAGAGCGAGUUUUAAGGACUCGAUGGGUAGGUGUAAGAC